AUGCAUCGGCGCGGCCGCUACUCUGCCCUCUCAGUAGGUAUUUCAUUUGGGGGGGGACAAAAGGCAUGUAAUUUGACCCUUCUUCAGGCGAUCUUUCAAAUAACGUACCUACAGCACCCGCAGAAUCUUCGCCACGAGGGCGCUGCAGCACGUGUCCUCGCCACCCUCCUCAACCACAUUGCCUUCAUACGCCUAGCAGAAUUUGCCUCCGGCGCAUUUGCUGCGUGGGCCCUGCCCUUCUUUCAAUACUAUGCCGAACACCUCAAGGCCCUUCUCCUCAGUGACGACAGCCUUAUCCUCAACUUUGCCAACAGCAUUUUCUGCGCGUGCACGUUUAACUUUGGGCCCAAGACCGCUACCUUUGAACAUACGGACUCGGGAAACCUACCCUUCGGUUGGUGCUCAGUAACAGCGCUCGGUCGCUUCAACCCCAAGCAAGGCGGUCACCUAAUCCUGUGGGACCUCAAGCUGGUAAUUGAGUUCCCCCCCGGAUCUACCAUACUAUUCCCAUCCGCCAUCCUCCGCCACUCCAACACACCCAUCGGCUGUGGGGAAACAAGGUACUCAUUCACGCAGUAUACGUCGGGGGGGUUGUUUCGCUGGGUGGAUCAGGGCCUUCAGUUGAGUGAGGACUACUGGAGCCAGCUCAGUGACGCGGAACAUGAUGCUGCCCUCAGAACUCGCGCUGGGCGAUGGGCAAUGGGUCUUGGUUUGUACUGCCUCUAUGCCUAUACUUAG
Molecule: messenger RNA, 738 nt
Organism: Desarmillaria tabescens
Lineage: Eukaryota; Fungi; Basidiomycota; Agaricomycetes; Agaricales; Physalacriaceae
Exons: 2
Coding region: 1-738 (245 amino acids)
Source: RefSeq, a predicted model, not a curated record